Molecule: messenger RNA, 1050 nt
Organism: Lentinula edodes (shiitake mushroom)
Lineage: Eukaryota; Fungi; Basidiomycota; Agaricomycetes; Agaricales; Omphalotaceae
Exons: 3
Coding region: 314-901 (195 amino acids)
Source: RefSeq, a predicted model, not a curated record
GUGGGGCUGUGCGGCACGAGAAGGUAAUGCCAAACAAACCCCAACGGUUUUUGGGAUCUCUCGAAUUUCAGCAUGUGUCUCCCCCUGGCAAAACCCCUUUCUUUAGAUUUCUCUAUCCGCCCUGCACCUCGAGCUCCCCGCUUUGGGGAAUUGAUGAGAGAUAUACUGUACAUUAAAAAUUUUGUGGUUAUCUGAUACCCGAUGGCUGUGACUUGGACCUGGAUGUGUACCGGGGCGUUAAAAACUCGAACUUCAAGUCGUCCCCUUCCUUUCCCAGCCCGAUUGUACUGAGCCGGACUCAGUACUCCUAAAAAUGCGCACCACAGUUAUCGCGAUCACUCUUCUUCUCCACCUUUCUUGUUAUUCUCAAUCCGUCGUUGGCUUUCCCAUUCCCUGGUUUCACAAAAAUACCAAAUCAGCACCUGACAUGGAAGCGUCUGGGCCAGUGUCUGAUUCGUUAGCUGCACCUGUGCCUCCAUUGUCCACGGAACACGAGUUGAAGGAGUUCAAAAUAAAUGUCUUUUCGGAUAAAAGUUGCAAAAGGUCCUCGAGAACCUUUGAGGGAGAGGUUGAAAAUGGGGAGAUAAAUGUGGAUACGAAAGGGAAUUGCCUCCAGUUUAUGUUACCCUUCCCUUCCGGGUGCAAACUCCACCUCGAAAGGAAGACGGGCCAGAUCCAGCAAUUUGGGAGGGACUAUCCAGAAGGAGCUAUGCUGCAUGGAUAUUUCAAAAGUAUUGGGAUAAAAUGUGGUGGAACAGAUUACUCUGCCAAGAACAAGAAUAAAACCAAACAGCCAGGGAGGAUGGGGAUAUUUGGAUUGUACUUGUUCAGCUUUCUCUAUUCAGAAAGUGAAUUUUUGUCUGAGGCCCUCCUUACCAGUUGUAGAUCUGAACCUACAUGAGCCUAAAUUACAUUCCACUGCAGGUUCGAUGUUUGAGUUCCGCACUCAGUGGCAAUGUGCAUUUCCCGAAGGGUUAUCCCCGUCCAAUUUUCUGCUUUGAAGAUACUCGUCUUUCCGCUCAACAUUAUUAAGAUAAAGACUCUUGAUUC